AUGGCAGCUUCAGCAAACGGUCUUGAUGCAGAGAACCAGUUCUUACAGAGAAAGACGUCCGCCUCUACGAGCUCUGAUGGAAACAAGGAAACUACACGCGUCGGACGCAAGCGCGUAACAAGUUUGAUGAGAGACUCCGUGUUUGUCGUCCUGAUUGCUCUUGCUGCAUUCAUCCUCGGGUGGUGGAUCUCUUCCAUCAUCUUGACAGCAACUCGCGGACAAUGGGUCGUGCGGACAGUUUUCGCGUGGUCUUUUUUACUCAUUAUCGCGUUCCGCUUCAUACCCAAUUCAGUAGUGACGGAGCCCAUUACCGCUGUAUGGAUGCCAUACGUCCAGGUGCCUUGGUACAAGCUUCCUCGGACAGCGAGGUUGACAAUUGGAUGGCUCUGCCUUCUUGCCAUAGUGUUUGGGUCUGCUUUCGGAUUACCACUCACUGGUAACAGCGAUUAUGGACAUCGAGCAAUUUCAGUACUUGGGUUGUUUGUUUUCCAGUGCGGUUUCUACCUGUGUUCCACGAACAGAUCAGCAAUUUGCUGGCCUACUGUGAUAGUUGGCCUUUUCCUUCAACAAACCAUUGCUCUUUUUGUGCUCAAGACUGGCGCUGGUUUUUCCCUCUUCAAAUACAUUGCGGAUCUCGCAAAUGACUUCUUAUCGGAAGCCGAUGUCGGAGCUACGUUCUUCUUCGAUGCAGCAACCGUUGCGAAGGGUUGGUUUUUUGUGAAUGUGCUCGCCGCGGUUAUCUUUUUCAUCGCCACAAUUCAAAUGCUGUACUAUCUCGGCGUCAUGCAAUGGAUGGUCAAAGGAUUUGCAUGGUUCUUCUUCAAGCUCAUGAACGUGUCCGGCGCUGAAGCAGUCGUCGCGGCUGCUUCUCCUUGGGUAGGCCAGGGAGAGUCUGCGUGUUUGGUCAAGCCUUACGUUGAUAUCAUGACCCCAUCGGAACUUCAUCUUGCCAUGACUUCUGGUUUCUCCACUAUCUCCGGAUCUGUUUUGACCGCCUACGUUGCCCUGGGUGUUCCACCCCAGAAUCUUAUCACUUCAUCCGUCAUGAGCAUACCUGCUUCUAUUGCCAUUAGCAAGAUGCGGAUUCCCGAAGUCGAUGAUCCUAUUACUCGUGGUCGCAUCAUAGUGGACCGUGGGGAGCCCGGAAAGAACCAGCCAGUCAACGCUCUUCACGCAUUUCUUUGGGAGUCCUACAGCACUAACGUGUUGACGAUCCUGUCGCUCGUCGCCGCUAUCAAUGCCGUCUUGACAUGGGUCGGCCAUGGAUUCGGCAUCCACCAACUUACUUUACAGCUAGUUUUAGGAUACAUCGGGUACCCUGUCGCCUUUUUCCUGGGUGUCCCCAGCAAUGAGAUCCUCCGAGUCUCACAGCUGUUAGCGACAAAGCUAAUAGAAAACGAAUUUGCUGCAUACUUAGAACUAUCAAGCAUCCAAGCGAGUUCGAACCCCCUGUCACAGCGUGCCUUCACGAUUGCAUCAUAUUCCCUCUGUGGAUUUGCAAAUCUCGGAUCGCUAGGUAUACAGAUUGGCGUGCUCGGCGCUUUGGCACCAUCGCAGGGCAGAACCAUUGCGAAGCUUGCGCCGUCUGCUAUGAUUUGCGGGUUUAUUUCAACCCUUCAAACUGCUGGUAUCGCGUGA
Suillus bovinus is the source of this 1638-nucleotide messenger RNA. RefSeq names its product Na+ dependent nucleoside transporter C-terminus-domain-containing protein. The transcript has 14 exons. NCBI's taxonomy places the organism in Eukaryota, Fungi, Basidiomycota, Agaricomycetes, Boletales, Suillaceae. Gene Ontology annotation, molecular function: nucleoside transmembrane transporter activity; symporter activity. The record is from RefSeq and is a predicted model, not a curated record. Gene Ontology annotation, biological process: nucleoside transmembrane transport. Gene Ontology annotation, cellular component: membrane. The coding region runs from base 1 to 1638 and encodes 545 amino acids.